This is a messenger RNA of Myripristis murdjan (pinecone soldierfish), 1193 nucleotides long. RefSeq names its product protein rapunzel-like. The transcript is spliced from 2 exons. Lineage: Eukaryota; Metazoa; Chordata; Actinopteri; Holocentriformes; Holocentridae. Bases 143 to 832 code for a protein of 229 amino acids. The record is from RefSeq and is a predicted model, not a curated record.
CUUAUUUGACUGAAAAGGAAAUGGUGGAAGGGGUAGUCGGACAGCUUUAGCAGACAGAGGGAUACCAACACUUUUGUCUCAGCCUCCUGACUCACUUGUCCGGACCUUUACAGUGGUGGGAGGCAGAGGAAAAGCAGCAGCCAUGGCCAACUCUGAACAGAUCAAGAAGACCGCGGUCAAGGUCUUGACCUGCGUGGAGAAGGUCUCCUCCUUCGCCUCUUCUAUCGACCCCCUUUUCGGCAUUGUCUCUUCCCUGGUCGGGGUGGCUCGCAAAGGCCUGGCGAGCGAGGAGGGCAACGCUCUGGACAAGGAGUUCCGGUCGGUCCACACCAAACUGGAGAGCAUAUCCGAGAAGAACCACCAGUGCCUGAGGCAGAUCCGCAUCGAUGAAGUCAAUGAGACCUUCGGCAAGUACGAGGAGUACAUCAAGCACCAGUAUGCCGCCUUCAACACCAUGGUGGCACUGGUGAAGAAAGAUCCAGACCACACGCAGCGCCACAUGGAUCAAUUUGAGAAGAUUUAUGAGAGAGACAAGAGUGACAUGAGUCUGGAUGUGUACUACCGGGGAAUCAUGGGCACCGGCUCUGUGUUUGGAAGGCCGCUGCUCAAGGUGUACCUGGAGCACUGUGACCGUGACCGGAAGAUCAUGGAGCACCGCUGCUCCCACCUUCGCCACCUGUUCCACAUGGGCCUCAUCGCCCUCAUGGCCUACACAGCUGUGACUGAGGAUGAUGAAGACGAGGUGAAACAGAAGUGGGCCAAGAGGGUGGAAGACAUCCAGCAGAAAAUGCAGGAGGUGCUCAGUCAAUGCAAAGAGGAGAGCCCGUCCUAAAUUUGAACUGGAAGGACGGGACGGACCCAUACAGAAAGGUAGUCCUGUGGAUUCGGUGAAAACGCUAUGGGGACCAGCAUCCAAGUUUAUACUCUCAGCUGUUGACCAAUGAAAGAAAACAAAUCAUGCCAUAUAGAUAGGAAACGCAGCCUUUUACAUAUUGUGCACUGUAGUUGCACUUAUUUGCUCUCUUGUAUCAUUUUGGUUGCUGAAUCUAUUGUGUAUGUAUAUUAUUUUUGUUCAAAGAGACCACUUGAGUUUUUGUUUUGUUUCGGUUGUUUUGUGUGACCCGUCAAUAAAUGCUGAUGAAGUUUUAUACAAUCGCUUCGGUUAAAAAAAUAUAAAUUAUAUGUUUAUCAUG